Sceloporus undulatus (fence lizard) is the source of this 3551-nucleotide messenger RNA. It is a transcript of the gene MVP, whose product is annotated as major vault protein. The transcript is spliced from 19 exons. Gene Ontology annotation, cellular component: nucleus; cytoplasm. NCBI's taxonomy places the organism in Eukaryota, Metazoa, Chordata, Lepidosauria, Squamata, Phrynosomatidae. Bases 557 to 3088 code for a protein of 843 amino acids. The record is from RefSeq and is a predicted model, not a curated record.
GGACACAGCAGGCGAAAGAGGAGAGCGCCAGGGCAAAGGCCAGGUUGUCUUUCUGGAGAGAUACCUGAAAGGAGGAGUGACUGGGGUCCACAGGGUCAUGGGUUUAAAGAGUAAAUUGUCUAUAUGGGAAGUGUAAUGUCAAAAGAAGGGGCUCCAUUGGGUAUGGAAGGUUAGUUCAAUGAAGGAAACAUAAGGUAGCGUAUGCAUAUACAUGGGAAGUAUUAAGUGCAGCAAGGCCCUGUUAAGAGCCAAGCAAAAUCUGGCCACCCAGCUGCAUUCACAGUAAGGCUCUGUGCCACACUGAAGUUUUGCUCCACCUCUACCAGGAAAUAAAUUCAUCUGGGGAAUUUCUGGCUAACCCACACAGGAUACAUCAGAAAGAGAAAACAAGCUCUCUGCACGAGCUCAAGUUGCCAUAAGCUUGUCCACGAUUCACAUCUGAGGUUCAUCAGCAAGAUUCAGAUCUGGUAAUUAGCUUUCCUAGCCUUUCUGUAAUCAUAGCAGUCAUCACAUCUGAAGUUCAUAUUUUUCAGCAGGAUUCAGAUCUGAAGGCAAAAUGGCUGCUGAAUCAAUCAUCCGGAUCCCACCAUACUAUUACACCCAUGUCUUGGACCAGAACUCGAAUGUAACUCGGGUGGAAAUAGGACCCAAGACUUAUAUCCGCCAGGACAAUGAAAGGAUCAUAUUUCCCCCAGUGAAGAUGGUGAUGGUCCCCCCACGCCAUUAUUGUAUCAUCCACAAUCCAGUCAUCCGGGGGGCAGAUGGCACCAUCCAGCUUGAUGUUUUGGGGCAGGUGCGGCUCAGACAUGCUGACCUAGAGAUCCGUCUGACUCAGGACCCCUUUCCUUUGUAUCCAGGAGAGGAGCUAAAGCAGGGCAUUACUCCUUUGCAGGUUGUCUUAGCUAACACUGCACUCCACCUGAAAGCACUCUUAGACUUUGAGGAUGACAAGGGAGGCAAAUAUGUCACUGGAGAUGAAUGGCUGUUUGAAGGGCCUGGCACCUACAUCCCACAAAAGGAGGUAGAGGUGGUGGAGACCAUCCAGGCCACCACCAUUCGGCCCAACCAAGCCAUAAGACUGCAGGCACGGAAAGAAUGCAAGGACAGAGAAGGGAAUAAACGUGUGACAGGUGAGGAGUGGUUAGUGAAACGGGUUGGUGCUUACCUGCCUGGGGUUUUCGAAGAAGUAGUAGCUACUGAAGAUGCUUUCAUCCUGACUGAAAAAAAAGCGCUCCAUCUUCGGGCCACAAAGACUUUCCAGGACUUCCAGGGUAUUGUCAGGAAGACUGGGGAAGAAUGGCUGGUCACCAUGGCUGAUACUGAGGCCCACAUCCCUGAUGUUUAUGAGGAAGUGGUGUGUGAGGUUAAUAUCACCACUCUGAACAGUCACCAAUACUGUGUGAUUUGUGAUCCGGUGGAUGCUGAUGGCAAACCCCAGCUCGGGCAGAAGAAGGUGGUCAAGGGGGAGGUUUCAUUCUUCCUGAGGCCUGGAGAGUGGCUGGAACAAGGCAUCCGAGAUGUUUACAUCCUUUCAGAAGAAGAAGGUCUUCUGCUGCGGGCACUCUGCCUCUUGGAAGAUGUGAAUGAGGAUGAUGAAAAAGUGUUACGCAAGCCAGGCGACCGUUGGUUGAUCCGGGGACCCUUGGAGUAUGUGCCGCCAACGGAGGUGGAAGUCCUGGAGCAGCGCCAUUCCAUCCCACUAGCAGAGAAUGAGGGCAUCUAUGUGCGGGAUAUCAAGUCUGGCAAGGUCCGGGCUGUUAUUGGCCAUACUUACAUGCUGUCCCAGGAUGAGGAGUUGUGGGAGAAGGAUCUACCCUCCCAUGUGGAGGGCUUGUUGACCUCAGAAAGGAAUCCUGUGGUCGAUCGUUCCAGAGAUGCAACAGAUGGGAGCAACCCAGUUUACCGUGACAAGACACGGGCUGUCUCCUACCGAGUGCCACACAAUGCAGCUGUGCAGGUGUAUGACUACAAAGAGCGUAAAUCCAGGGUGGUUUUUGGGCCAGAGCUGGUGCUUCUGGGGCCAGAUGAGCAGUUCACAGUCCUGAGUCUGUCGGGGGGCCGUCCCAAGCGCCCCCAUGCCCGCCGUGCCCUCUGCCUCCUCCUAGGGCCCGACUUCUGCACCGACAUUAUCACUAUUGAAACAGCCGAUCAUGCCCGUUUGCAACUCCAGCUGGCCUACAACUGGCACUUUGAGAUACCUGCUGCUGCUGAAGCAUCUCGCCUGUUUAGUGUCCCAGAUUUUGUAGGUGAUGCCUGCAAAACAUUAGCCUCUCGCAUCCGUGGGGCUGUGGCUGCCGUCACAUUUGAUGACUUCCAUAAGAACUCAAACCGCCUGAUUUGUGCCGCUGUGUUCGGAUUUGAUGGGGAAGGGGCCCUGCGCAAUUCCUUACGCUUUGCCCCCAAUGGCCUCGUCAUCAGCAGCAUCGACAUCCAGAGUGUGGAACCCGUGGACCAGAGAACCCGAGACUCCCUCCAGCGCAGUGUGCAGCUUGCCAUUGAGAUCACCACCAAUUCACAGGAGGCAGCAGCCAGGCAUGAGGCAGAGAGGUUGGAGCAAGAGGCUAGAGGACGUCUGGAACGGCAGAAAAUCCUCGACCAGGCUGAGGCUGAAAAGGCCCGGAAGGACCUGCUGGAACUGGAAGCACUCAGCACGGCAGUGGAGAGUACUGGGGCAGCUAAAGCUGAGGCCCAGUCGCGAGCGGAAGCAGCCCGGAUUGAAGGCGAAGGGGCAGUCCUGCAGGCCAAACUGAAGGCAGAAGCAACUGCUAUAGAGACUGAAUCUGAGCUGCAGCGCUUGGCCCAAGCACGGGAACAGGAACUGCGCUUUUCCAAGGCUCAGGCUGACUUGGAUGUGGCCCGGGCUGAAGCACUGGCUGCCGUCGAAGUGAGGAAAUUUGAAGCUGUGAUCAAGUCCCUGGGAGCCAACACAAUCCGGGACAUUGCAGUGGCCGGGCCUGAGAUGCAGGCAAAACUACUCCAAGGCCUGGGCAUCCAAUCCACACUUAUCACAGAUGGUUCCUCCCCUAUCAACCUCUUCACAGCUGCAGGAGGGCUGCUGGGCAUUAUGCCCAAACCUUCAGAGGCCUGAAAGAGACCGGAGAUUGGAGGGAAUGCUUUCCAGCUGAAUCUUCUUCAAGUGCCUUAGGAGUUUAUCACAUGGGAUGGAUCCCAUUCAGAAACUGAAUUUAAACUACGGUAGAAAAAACCCAUAGAAGUGGGUAGAUUUUCAAAUGACGUUUGUGUGAAGGAGAAAUAACACAACAUUAACCCGAAUGGAAAGUCACCAAAAUCCACUCCUUUUUACUUUCAGAAAGUUUUACUUUCAAACAAAAACGUCUGAAAAACAAUGCACUUUUUGCAGUCUUUUUUUUUUCAUACUUUUAAAUACCGUUUCUGCACGGGAUUUACGUAAUUUGCCUCCAUGUGAUAAACUCCUUAGAGAUGACAAGCAGGGGCAGGCCAAGCCUUCCCCCUCUUGUCUGGGUCUCUUCUGAAAAGUGUGCCUUUUUGACAUGAAAAAGAAAACAUAUAAUAAACCUGAUUCCAUGCAG